Dibothriocephalus latus is the source of this 1014-nucleotide messenger RNA. NCBI's taxonomy places the organism in Eukaryota, Metazoa, Platyhelminthes, Cestoda, Diphyllobothriidea, Diphyllobothriidae. The record is from the annotation of a GenBank genome assembly.
AUGCAACCUAGACAACAGAGUCUACUAGGAGAUUCCGGUAUAUUGGCUGGCCUCCAAGCAAACAUUGCAGCAGCCCAGAAUGCAGUCUGUGAGAUUGCUGUCGGUCUACGCCUACCAGCUCUCACUUCCUGGAAAUUUCCACACCGACUCGCCUUAUCCCUGCCCAUCGGCCAGCUGCUGACUGGCCUUCGCUACGAUCCGGCAAGUCUCAUUACUAUCUACCUCGAAGCAAAGAGCUCUAUACAGACUGUGUCAGCGGGAACUACAUUCCAGACAACCUCCCCGAUAGAAAUUUGUUCCUGUUUGGUCAAAAUCCUGCGGUCUUUCUCCAGUGCAAAUAAAAACACAGAUGAGACGGACUAUGAGAUCAAUAAGCAUCUGCUAAAUGACUUGCACACUGACAAAGACGAGAAAUCCAAGCCGCCUGAACUGAGUUUCGAAACAUGGAGGCAACCUGCAGACAUAGACACGCUAGACGCAGAAACGCAAACUGUGUCGGAGACCACGGAGCGACCCACGGAGGCUAGGGAUUUUAUCGAUUUUUUUCCGAUGGGCAGAGAAUACGCCCUUUGCGCAGCAGGCCUCGCCGAGAUGAGCAAACUGCCAUUUGCGAAACUUCGACGGGCGCUGGACUGCGAUGUUAAGCGACUGCUGCAGAGCCUGGCCAACGCCAACGACGAACAGGUGCGUGCCGAAAGUCGACUGCAAGCAAAUCUGCAGGAGUUGGAGAAGGCACAGUCCACGCUUGCAACUUUAGAGGAAACCUUCCGUAAGAGAGAGACUGCCCUCAAGAGACAGAUCAGCGAGCUUAAACGGCAAAUGGAAGAGACGGCAAAGCGUGUAUCUACUAAAGAGCAAGACUGUCUAGAUCUUACUCAAAAGCUCAGGAACACUGAGUAUCAGUGCAAGACAACUGAGGCCGAGCUGGACUCCGCCAAGCGCUCCCUGGGUAAGUACCCUGUGCUGCUGAUCCUCCCCCUGUUUUGCAGACCGCAUUGUCGCCUUCGUAUUUAA